AUGGUUCCUCAGCUGUCUCCCGUUGAUACGCCGGUCGCUGAGCACAAGCAGGGGUGCCUUGGCCAGCUGGAACUCUUUCCACACCUCACGAACGCAGAGUUCGAUGAAGCAUGCAGCACAUUGCUGAGAAGGUUCGAGAUGCAUGGGCGUCGCCAGGUGGAGUGGAAUGCAGUGGAAAGUCUAUCCUCGAGUGAGACCACGUACUUGAGAAUCACCAAACCACUAGCUUUGCAGCUAGACCUACCAGGUACUGGCGAUGACAACGAGGAGGCCGAGCUGAGAGAAGACGACGACGAGGUCGCUGAGACUCCAGCCUCGUCUCGAGCUGUCAGUCACUACGAUGUCGUGCUCUCACCCGCGUAUCGAGUUCCUGUUUUGUACUUCUCCAUCUCAGACACGCUGCACCGCUAUCCGCCGACCAUGGAGAUGCUGUACUCUGCAUUGGUACCACCAGCCUUCAAAGCUCAGGCUGAGCAUGUGGGCGUAAUUGGUGGUAUUACAAUUACCGACCAUCCGGUUACAAACAAGCCAGUGUUCUUCAUUCAUCCUUGCCGUACAGCCGAAGUCAUGGAGGCCAGUGUCGGUGGACGAAACAUCACCGCGUACGACUACCUGCUGCUGUGGAUAGGAGCGUUUGGAAAGUGCGUGGGGCUGAACGUCCCUCUGACAUUGGUUGAUCGAAAGAAUGACUGA
Messenger RNA from Didymella exigua CBS 183.55, 693 nucleotides. RefSeq lists its product as uncharacterized. Gene Ontology annotation, molecular function: Atg12 transferase activity. NCBI's taxonomy places the organism in Eukaryota, Fungi, Ascomycota, Dothideomycetes, Pleosporales, Didymellaceae. Gene Ontology annotation, biological process: protein lipidation; protein modification by small protein conjugation; macroautophagy. Gene Ontology annotation, cellular component: intracellular anatomical structure. The transcript is spliced from 2 exons. The record is from RefSeq and is a predicted model, not a curated record. The coding region runs from base 1 to 693 and encodes 230 amino acids.